AUGACGACAGGUAAUCCACAGAACGCUUUAGAAGCUUUAGACGCCCCGAUAUAUAUAGCAGACAGUAAAUUCUUCUCUAUUUCUGAAAAGUCUAAUUCAAAUGAAAAAGUGGGCGUCAAAUUGUAUUACGAAAGCCUAUGUCCAGCAUCUAUAGCGUUCUAUAUAACCAAUUUCAGAAAAACUAUAGAGAAACUAAGUCAGUAUUUAAAUGUUUCCACUUACCCAUAUGGAAAUGCACAGACCAUUGUAGACAAAAAUAAAAUAACAUUCAUAUGCCAGCAUGGACCUGCCGAGUGCUACGGCAACAAGCUGCACGCUUGCACAAUUGACAACUUUCAGAACAUUACAAAAGCCAUUAUUUUUAACGCAUGUAUGAUGGAUGAAAAUCGUGUCUCUGACGACACUGCUGCUGAUAAGUGCGCGACACUCAUGGAUGUCGAUUCCAAACCAAUAAAAGAAUGUGCCAAAGGAUCUAAAGGAAUAAACAGCUCU
Brenthis ino (lesser marbled fritillary) is the source of this 492-nucleotide messenger RNA. The record is from the annotation of a GenBank genome assembly. NCBI's taxonomy places the organism in Eukaryota, Metazoa, Arthropoda, Insecta, Lepidoptera, Nymphalidae.